This is a messenger RNA of Hypomesus transpacificus, 3168 nucleotides long. RefSeq names its product argonaute RISC component 1 (gene ago1). Lineage: Eukaryota; Metazoa; Chordata; Actinopteri; Osmeriformes; Osmeridae. Gene Ontology annotation, molecular function: RNA binding; protein binding. The record is from RefSeq and is a predicted model, not a curated record.
ACACUGAGGAUCUCGAGCCACUUGAUAUUUGUAUGUCACAUGUGCAGUCGCUUAAUCCAUUACGGCCGCCAACCGUUGGAGGGCGACUGCAACAUGAUCGCCCUACAUCCAUCAAGGGCGGAGAAGAAGUUUCAGAAUUAGGGGUGAGGGCUGGCCUUUUUUGUUCCGCUGAAGAAUCCUGCUCGAACGGUGAGCAGGAGCAGAUCAGACUAGCAGGAACAAUACGACCAUUCCAGCCCUGCUGAUUUAUAUCGACGCCAAAUACAGAAGAGAGGAGAGCAGCUUCUACCCAUCUCUCUGACAACUGCACCUGGAUCCCUACACAGCUACCGUCGUUCACCGUGCGGGUCUGGGGGUUCCAGUAGGGGCAGGGGGCGGGGGUACAGCGAGUACGGGAGGCUGUUGGGAGAGGAGAGGGGGCUGGAAGUCUGAAACGCUUCCAGCCUGCGGGGCCGGCGCUGUGGCCACAUAACCCUGGUCUAGCUAGUAACGGCACGGCCAAGUGGAUGGGAUGGAGCCGGGACCGUCAGGCGCUGUCCCCGGGGGGCCGUUCCCCCCCCCCCUGCAGCAGGUGUUCCAGGCACCCCGGCGUCCGGGCAUGGGUACUGUGGGCAAGCCCAUCAAGCUGCUGGCCAACUACUUCGAGGUGGAGAUUCCCAAGAUGGAUGUCUUCCACUAUGAGGUCGACAUCAAGCCUGACAAGUGUCCUCGCAGAGUCAACAGGGAAGUGGUGGAGUACAUGGUGCAGCACUUUAAGCCUCAGCUGUUUGGAGACAGGAAGCCUGUGUACGAUGGGAAGAAGAACAUCUACACAGUGCUAGCUCUCCCUAUCGGCAGUGAGAAGGUGGACUUUGAGGUGACCAUCCCAGGUGAGGGGAAGGACCGCAUCUUCAAGGUGUCUAUCCGCUGGCUGGCCAAGGUGUCAUGGCGUCUGUUACAGGAGACGCUGGUCAGUGGACGACUCCCGGUGCCUCUGGACUCAGUCCAGGCCCUGGACGUGGCCAUGCGACACCUAGCCUCUAUGAGGUACACUCCGGUGGGGCGCUCCUUCUUCUCCCCCCCUGAGGGGUACUACCACCCUCUGGGCGGGGGCAGGGAGGUCUGGUUUGGCUUCCACCAGUCUGUACGGCCGGCCAUGUGGAAGAUGAUGCUCAACAUCGAUGUGUCGGCCACAGCCUUCUACAAGGCCCAGCCCGUGAUUGAAUUCAUGUGUGAGGUUUUGGACAUCCGUAACAUCGACGAGCAGCCCAAAACCCUGACUGACUCCCAGAGGGUUCGCUUCACCAAGGAGAUCAAAGGCCUGAAGGUGGAGGUGACGCACUGCGGCCAGAUGAAGAGGAAGUACCGUGUGUGUAACGUGACUCGGCGCCCGGCCAGCCACCAGACGUUCCCCUUGCAGCUUGAGAGUGGCCAGACCGUAGAAUGUACGGUAGCCCAGUACUUCAAACAGAAGUACAACCUGCAGCUGAAAUACCCCCACCUGCCCUGCCUGCAGGUGGGCCAGGAGCAGAAGCACACCUACCUGCCCCUGGAGGUGUGUAACAUAGUAGCAGGGCAGCGGUGCAUCAAGAAGCUGACAGAUAAUCAGACCUCCACCAUGAUCAAAGCCACAGCUCGCUCUGCCCCCGACAGACAGGAGGAGAUCAGCCGGCUGAUGAAGAAUGCCAACUUCAACCUGGACCCCUACAUCCAGGAGUUUGGGAUCAAGGUGAAGGACGACAUGGCGGAGGUGACCGGCCGGGUGCUUCCUGCUCCGAUCCUGCAGUACGGAGGCCGGAACCGCGCCAUAGCCACUCCCAACCAGGGUGUGUGGGACAUGAGAGGGAAGCAGUUCUACAACGGCAUCGAAAUCAAAGUGUGGGCCAUCGCCUGCUUCGCCCCCCAGAAGCAGUGCAGGGAGGAGGUCCUCAAGAACUUCACCGACCAGCUGCGUAAGAUAUCCAAGGAUGCUGGGAUGCCCAUCCAGGGCCAGCCCUGCUUCUGUAAGUACGCCCAGGGGGCCGACAGCGUGGAGCCCAUGUUCAGACACCUGAAGAACACCUACUCUGGCCUGCAGCUCAUCAUCGUCAUCCUGCCUGGAAAGACCCCCGUCUACGCGGAGGUGAAGCGUGUGGGAGACACUCUCCUGGGCAUGGCCACCCAGUGUGUCCAGGUGAAGAAUGUGGUGAAGACCUCCCCCCAGACCCUCUCCAACCUCUGCCUGAAGAUCAACGUCAAGCUGGGGGGCAUCAACAACAUCCUGGUGCCUCACCAACGAUCUGCAGUGUUCCAGCAGCCCGUCAUCUUCCUGGGAGCCGACGUCACCCACCCUCCUGCUGGGGAUGGGAAGAAGCCCUCCAUCACUGCUGUGGUAGGCAGUAUGGAUGCCCACCCCAGCCGGUACUGUGCCACGGUUCGGGUCCAGAGGCCCAGGCAGGAAAUCAUCGAGGACCUCUCCUAUAUGGUGAGAGAGCUGCUGAUCCAGUUCUACAAGUCGACCCGCUUCAAACCCACCAGGAUCAUCUUCUACAGGGACGGAGUUCCGGAGGGCCAGCUACCCCAGAUCCUCCACUAUGAGCUGCUGGCUAUUCGCGAUGCCUGCAUCAAGCUGGAGAAGGACUACCAGCCCGGCAUCACCUACAUCGUGGUGCAGAAGAGACACCACACCAGGCUGUUCUGUGCCGACAAGUCUGAGAGAAUUGGGAAGAGUGGAAACAUCCCAGCAGGGACCACAGUGGACACCAGCAUCACACACCCCUUCGAGUUUGACUUCUACCUUUGCAGCCACGCAGGCAUACAGGGCACCAGUCGCCCCUCUCACUACUACGUCCUCUGGGAUGACAAUCGCUUUACUGCUGACGAGCUGCAGAUCCUCACCUACCAGCUGUGCCACACCUACGUACGCUGCACGCGCUCAGUCUCUAUCCCUGCGCCAGCCUACUACGCCCGCCUAGUGGCCUUCCGUGCCCGCUACCACCUGGUGGACAAGGAGCACGACAGUGGGGAGGGCAGCCAUGUGUCUGGACAGAGCAACGGCCGGGACCCCCAGGCUCUGGCUAAGGCCGUGCAGAUUCACCACGACACUCUGAGGACCAUGUACUUCGCCUGAGCAGCCCUCCUCCUGUCUCACACACACACACACCACCCCCUCUCUCCCACACACACACACAUACUCAUCUCCUGUCUCAA